Molecule: messenger RNA, 1693 nt
Organism: Herpailurus yagouaroundi (jaguarundi)
Lineage: Eukaryota; Metazoa; Chordata; Mammalia; Carnivora; Felidae
Gene: PATL2
Product: PAT1 homolog 2
Exons: 14
Coding region: 56-1693 (545 amino acids)
Biological process (GO): P-body assembly; deadenylation-dependent decapping of nuclear-transcribed mRNA
Cellular component (GO): P-body
Molecular function (GO): RNA binding
Source: RefSeq, a predicted model, not a curated record
GAGCAAGAGCUGUGGCUCCUUGGCUCCUGAGGAGGAGCCAGUAUCUGCCUCCCAAAUGGAAGACGAGGAGGAGGAGGAGGAGAUGGAUUUGGAUCCAGAUCUAACCCCAGACCUGGAGGAGGAGGAAGAGGAGGAUGAGGAAGAGAGUGAUCUCGGGGAUCCAGCUGUCCUCAAUGCUGUCCACAACACCCAGAGAGGUCUUCUCAACUCCCCUGGAAUCAAGGCCUCUGGUGUGUUGGGGAUGUCACCUGCUUCCUUGCACUUUCUGUGGCAGACGCUGGACUACCUCUCUCCUGUUCCUUUCCGGACUACCUUUUCCAGUGCCAGCUCUCCAGCACGACACUUUGGACCUCGACUUCUCCUACCAGACCUAACUCUCUUCUGCAGCCCACCAACCUCAUGGCCCCCUAGUUUCAGUCAUCUGACCCAGCUCCACCCUCAGCACCAACGGAUCUUGCAGCUGCAGCAACAUAGUCGAACACCAAGUCCCCCAGCCAAGAAGCCUUGGUCUCAGCAGCCAGACCCCUAUGUUAACCUCAUGACCCGAAAAGAGAAAGACUGGGUGAUAAAAGUACAGAUGGUUCAGCUGCAGAGUGAGAACCCCUGCCUGGAUGACUAUUACUACCAGGAAUAUUAUCAGAAACUAGAGAAGAAGCAGACAGAGGAAGAACUACUGGGGCGAAGGACCAAGGUUGAAUCCCUCAAGCUGGUAACACCUUACAUUCAGAAGGCGGAGGCUUAUGAGUCAGUGGUUCGAAUCGAGGGUUCCCUGGGCCAGGUAGCUGUAUCAACAUGUUUUAGCCCUCGUCGAGCUAUUGAUGCUGUACCCCAUGGAUCUCAAGAGCAGGAGAUGGGAGCUGCAAGCAGUCAGAGGCUUCAGGUGUUGUCCCGGAUUGAGAAGAUGUUCAUUCAGUUACUAGAGCUAGAACAGGGCCAGAAGGAUGGGCCUCAACAGCCCUGCUACUCCGAACAGCAGAGCAACCAGGUUGAGAAGCUCUUCCAGGCCUUAAAGACCCAGGAGCAGAAUAAUCUGGAGGAGGCAGCAGAUGGCUUCCUGCAGGUGCUCUCCGUGAGGAAGGGGAAAGCUCUGGUGGCAAGGCUGCUCCCUUUCCUGCCCCAGGAUCAAGCUGUUCGCAUUCUUCUAGCUAUCACCCACCAUUUGCCCCUCCUAGUCAGAAGGGAUGUUGCCGAUCAGGCCCUACAAAUGUUAUUCAAACCUCUGGGCAAAUGUAUCAGUUACUUGACCUUCCAUGAACUCCUCCAAGGACUUCAGGGGCUAAUGCUGUUUCCGCCUGGCUCCUCAGAGCGACCAGUCACUGUGAUCCUUCAGAACCAGUUUGGAAUUUCUUUGCUCUAUGCCCUGCUGAGUCAUGGGGAGCAGCUGGUAUCCCUGGAGUCUUCUCUUAAGGAGUCCAAUAGUGAUAAUUCAGCUUGGACAGACAUGGUGGUUCUGAUUGCCUGGGAGAUCGCCCAUAUGCCGACAGCCUCUCUGGCAGAACCCUUAGCCUUCCCCAGCAACCUUCUUCCUCUGUUUUGUCACCAUGUGGACAAACAAUUGGUACAGCAGCUAGGGGAGAGGAUGGAGCGAGAAAUGCAAUCAGCCGAGACAGCUCAGCUGUCUAUGCCGGAGUCACGAGACAGCGAGCGAGGCGGCUACACUGCGCAUGCCCAGGACGCAGAUCGGCUCAGGUGA